ACAUACCAUUGACUUCAAUAUCAAAAUUACUGAUCAAUCGGUUGAGACAUUUCGGAGAUAAUGUAUUUAUGAUUGAAUAUCAGACACAAAGAAGUUUUACAUUCAAUCAAUUGGCAGACGAUUGUCUUCGUGCGGCAAAUGUAUGGAAAGACAUCGGCUUAAGAGUUGGCCAAACAUUUGGGAUUUGCGGUCAUAAUAGCUAUGAAUAUAUGGUUUGCUUUCUGUCCGGCAUAAUAAUCGGCGCGAUAGCCAUUCCCAUGAGAGGCACCGACACUAUAGACGAAUUCAAGCGAACCUUAAAAGAGAGGGAAAUAUCGUUAAUAGCAUUGAGUGGAGAAAAGUUACGGCAAAUCAAAAGUCACGACUUCUACGACAAUAUCAUGGGAAUAGUGUUUGGCAGCGAAAGUGAUCAUCAAAAUGAGACACAUUUCUGGGUCUACGAGAACCUAAUCUCCAGUACUCGAGCCAUAAGUGAAGAUCUAAUACACGAACCUAAAGAUGUUAUGCAAGAUAUUUGCCUUAUAUUAGAGUCCAGUGGAACUACAGGUCUGCCAAAGGGCUGUAUGUUUUCGCACUACAAUUUGGUGUCAUUGGUAACCAUCGGAUCUCUGGUAUACAACCGUACCGCCGAAGACAUAGUGUCCGGACACUCAUAUAUGGCCCAUAUAUCGGGUGUCAAUCAGCUCAUAAUGUCUAUCAAUAAUGGGUCACAACUGGUGUUACACCCGGUAUUCAACUUAAACACACUGUUCGAGGCCAUCGAAAAGCAUGGCAUAACAGCCCUAUCGGCGCCGGCAUCUGUUUACAUGACACUAUUGAAAGCGGGCACAGAGUACGACAUAAGCACCCUGCGAAAAUUAAUCUGUGGCGGUGCUCCCCUUCCCAAAGGCUGUGCCCAACAGAUUGCACACAAAUACCCGCAUUUCGAGGACUUCCGCCAGUCGUACGGUAUGACCGAAAUGACUAUUUUGAUUGCGUUCGGCCACUACGGGCGCCGGGAUUACGAGAGUGUGGGCGACCCUACGCCUGGAAAUCGUAUUAAAGUCAUCGACUGCACCACUGGAGAGGUAUUACCCCCUAAUUGUAACGGAGAGAUAUGUGUGACGGGACCCACACUUUUCAAAGGUAUUUAA
Oppiella nova is the source of this 1133-nucleotide messenger RNA. NCBI's taxonomy places the organism in Eukaryota, Metazoa, Arthropoda, Arachnida, Sarcoptiformes, Oppiidae. The record is from the annotation of a GenBank genome assembly.